Messenger RNA from Pistacia vera, 819 nucleotides. Its product is annotated as probable acyl-activating enzyme 2. The transcript has a single exon. Lineage: Eukaryota; Viridiplantae; Streptophyta; Magnoliopsida; Sapindales; Anacardiaceae. The coding region runs from base 31 to 819 and encodes 262 amino acids. The record is from RefSeq and is a predicted model, not a curated record.
GUUGCGACCAUCGCACUUAAUGUUCGUGCAAUGUAUGAGCUGCAUUUUGCAGUUCCAAUGGCUGGGGCGGUUCUAUGCCCGCUUAAUUCACGCCACGACUCAGCAAUGGUAUCAGUCUUACUUAGACAUUGUGAAGCAAAAAUUAUAUUUGUAGACUACCAAUUACUUCCAAUUGCUAGUGGAGCACUUGAUCUUCUUGUAAAGGCACAAGCAAAACCACCCAUUUUAGUCUUAAUUUCUGAAACUAAUAUGUCAUCUCAUACAAACUCAACUACAAAUGGUUAUGAUUAUGAAAGUCUGCUUGAAACAGGUGAUAGCGGAUUUGAAAUAAGACGACCAGAUAAUGAAUGGGAUCCUAUUAGUGUAAAUUAUACUUCUGGAACAACGUCACAACCUAAAGGGGUUGUUUAUAGUCACAGGGGAGCCUAUCUCAAUUCCCUUGCAACAGUUUUUCUUCAUGGGAUGGGUAUAAUGCCUGUUUACCUGUGGACUGUGCCUAUGUUUCACUGCAACGGGUGGUGCCUCCCUUGGGGAGUGGCAGCUCAGGGUGGCACUAACAUAUGCCUCAGAAGAGUCGCUCCGAAGAGCAUAUUUGAGAGUAUAGCUUUGCAUAAUGUAACACACAUGGGAGGAGCACCAACUGUUCUUAACAUGAUUGUGAAUUCACCUAAGAGUGACCAGAGGCCCCUUCCUCACAAGGUGGAAAUUGCAACGGGCGGUUCACCUCCACCUCCACAAAUCCUUUCUAAGAUGGAAGAGUUGGGUNUUGUGUCUUUUAACACAAGCUCAACUUCAUGGGCUUGCUCUGCAGCUCAUUAA